CUGCACUGCAGAACAGAUCUCAGGGCUCACAGCAUCUUAGUUCAUGGACUGAAGAUCAUUUAUCUGUGAAAAAAUAUAUAAAAACAGUUCCUUCCAGUCUCCGAUAUUAAGCGGUGAACUCUGGAGGUUAAGAUUACUCAUGAAGAAAUGCUAGCAAGGCUUCCAGUGAUAAUCUGAUCAGAGCCUAAUGAAAAUUUGCAAGUAUGGGGUUAGUCCUUCCAGCCCAUGCAGCAAUCUUUAUCUUGGGCAACCUGGUGGCUUCUCAACCAUUUGCACAAAGUUUGAAAGAAACCAUCAAUAUCACAGCAGUCAAUUUCAAUGGUGAACGGAUGCAGAUAAUAUGGAAAGCUAAAGACUAUUUCCCUGACAGGAAUGUGACUUUUUUUUACAGAUUUGGCACAGCUCUUCAAAACAGAGCUUGGAAGCAAUGCCCCAACUAUAUACUUGACCAAGGUUACAAUUCUGGCUGUCUCUUCAAGACAGAGGGACCCACUCUUAACAUUUCUUUUAAGGAUAAGAAUGGAACUGAAGAGCUUUUCUAUUAUAUGCUAAAAUCUGAUUUCUUUAUAAAACCCAAUCCACCUGAAAACAUAACCUUCCAUUGGAAAGGAGAUAGAGUUACUAUAGAAUGUAAUAAACCAAAGACACCAGCAAGGUGCUUGCAGCUUGAACUUCAGUAUAAAAGCAAGUAUGACGAAGAAUGGCAGUCUAGAAAAUCUGCAUGUUGCAAAGUUGAAGAGCAAGGGUUUGAUCCUGAAAAGUGCUACUCCUUCCGGGUUAGAUUGGAAAGAACACUCGAUUGCAAUAGAAUUCCUUAUGCCAGCGAAUGGGCAGAGGUAACAGUUUGGAGAAAUGGCAGCUUACUUGAUUCAUGUGCUGAUGAUAUAAAGCCUCUGUCAUACAAUGUAAUCCUUUUAAUUUCUGUGCUGGCAGUCCUAGUAAUACUCCUCAUUCAGAUUUUUGUGUGCAAAUGCCAAAGAUUUCAGAAGUCAGUCAUGCCUGUUAUACCUGACCCAAAGCAUAUAUUUUCUGAUCUCUUUAAUGAUCAUAAUGGAAACUUCCAGGAAUGGAUUGACAAAACUGACAAUGCAAUGGGCCAAACCAAGAUGGAAUGUGUAGAACAUGAGUGCAUCAUUGAGGAGAGAACUGAGCAGGAAGAUGAGAAGGAAGCUAGUGAAAAGCUUUGUGAAUUGUCAAACAUGAAUGAAAGAGAUUAUCUGAGUUCUGCUCAUAACACUUGCCUGCCACCAGCAGCCAGUGAUACAGUUUCUUUCAGGAGUUUUAAGUUUUGUAUGAAUGAAGACAAGUAUGUCAUCUUAUGAAACUAUUUAAUGCAGUAGGAACAUAUGGUAUCUGGAAAAGGUACACAGGAUCCUGAUGAGUUUAAAGGAGCAUCUAAGUACAGUAAAAAGUUAGGAUCAGGCUUGCCUAGCAUAACAUAGAAAGCUAUCCAAUCUGGAUCUGGAUUGCAACUUCCCAGAAUUUAGCGACAGCUUAUGCAGGCCCAUUAGAGAAACAAGAGGGCAUGGCAAUUCAGGUGUAUUUGGUUUUGGGGAUCUAGUGCGGGCCCAUCUCUAUGGCUAAACCGAGCCCCGUCCUGCAUGGCGAGCGUUCAAGGAGCCCUUCUCACUCACUGCACAACUUUUAAGAGCUGGGCACAAACACAGUCCUUGCUCUGAGAGCAGGGCCGCCCAGAGGGGGGGGCAAA
This is a messenger RNA of Mauremys reevesii (Reeves's turtle), 1708 nucleotides long. It is a transcript of the gene CRLF2, whose product is annotated as cytokine receptor like factor 2. Lineage: Eukaryota; Metazoa; Chordata; Testudines; Geoemydidae. Gene Ontology annotation, cellular component: external side of plasma membrane. The coding region runs from base 204 to 1322 and encodes 372 amino acids. Gene Ontology annotation, biological process: cytokine-mediated signaling pathway. The record is from RefSeq and is a predicted model, not a curated record. Gene Ontology annotation, molecular function: protein binding; cytokine receptor activity. The transcript has 9 exons.